CGGUUCGUUUGUAAAACACAAUUAUUCGGCGGCCGAAUGUCAACCGUCGACGUCUUUUUUGGUAUCAGCACGAAUCGGUGCGGUCCCGCAAAUUCACAUAUUUAAAGCUAAAAAAAUUCACUAUCAUACUUUCCUGAUUUCUUAACAGGCAGUUGUGUCGCAGCGUCGAUAUUGUACGGUCUGAUUUUAAACAUUUAUUAAGAUUUUUUAACGUUUCGUCGCGCACCGACGGACGCCUACCGUGGAAGUUUUUUCGUACGUGUCGACGUAAUUCUUACAAAUGGGCGCCCAAGCCCCGCCCGUUGCAAGCACCAUAGUCCAGACAAAAUGUUCGCCGUGAUGCAAAUCGACGAAGACACAAGGGACUUCAGGCGUAAACUGCGCCCAAAAUGCGAGUUCGUCUGCAAGUAUUGCCAACGUCGGUUCACCAAGUCCUAUAACCUGAUGAUUCAUGAGAGGACCCAUAAAAGCCCGGAGCUGUCUUUCAGUUGCGAGGUUUGCGGGAAGAGUUUCAAAAGGCAGGACAAUUUGCGUCAGCACAGAUGUAGUCAAUGCUUGUGGCGGUGAAGGUGAUGGAGUUAGCACGAUCCAACUACGGCGGUCUCUUACACAAUAGA
Molecule: messenger RNA, 617 nt
Organism: Pieris rapae (cabbage white)
Lineage: Eukaryota; Metazoa; Arthropoda; Insecta; Lepidoptera; Pieridae
Gene: drm
Product: protein drumstick
Exons: 3
Coding region: 328-567 (79 amino acids)
Biological process (GO): embryonic pattern specification; embryonic hindgut morphogenesis; regulation of transcription by RNA polymerase II
Cellular component (GO): nucleus
Molecular function (GO): RNA polymerase II transcription regulatory region sequence-specific DNA binding; DNA-binding transcription factor activity, RNA polymerase II-specific
Source: RefSeq, a predicted model, not a curated record